AUGGCAAGUGUACCUCGUGAUCGUACCAAAGCCAUAUCGAUGAGUUUUGGAUUAUUUGUGUUGGGAUUAUCCAUUGGACCUGCAGUACAGACUUUAUUUACUCCUCUUGGACGUAGUGGAGUUCAAAUUGGUGCUGUGUGUUUUAAUAUGUACACUGCUCCCGCUUUCUUGAUGGUACUUGUGUCCCUUGGAUCUAUUGUUUUACUUUGUACAGUUUUUACAGAAACAUAUUCUGGACUUUUGCGCUCAGACAAAUCUCAACAGUCACUGAGUACUGUAAUACCAAAGUUUGAUCGAAUUGCCGCCAGUGUAUGCAUUUUUUUGUGGUUAACAAUGCAAAGCAUCGGAAUAAACAUCGAAGUAAUGGCUCCACCGCUGACCAUUGCAAUGUAUAGUUGGACAGAUCAACAAGCUGUACUGUAUAAUGGAAUUAUUCAAUCUAUUAGCUGUUCCGUUAAUGUUAUUUGCUAUUUUGCUAUCGGUUAUACAACUCUUCAGCAUCGCGAUAAAAGACCAAUGAUACUAUUCGGAUUAAUCUGCUUCUCUGCGUAUCACGUAAUCAAUCUGCCAUGGCCCUUCUAUACAGAGCAUUUGGAUUUCAUGAAAACUGCUCCAAAUUCAAGCAUCGAAGAUUCAGCGUUUAGCGGUGGAUGUUUCCAACGGUACAGCUGGUGUACAUACACACCCCGAGUGCCCUUUCCUUUGUAUGCUUUCAGUGCUACGGUACUGUUCGGAUUAGCAUUCCCAUUUUUAGCUUCACCUGUUGGUUCAUUAUAUUCUGAAGUGCUCGGACCAAGAAGUCAAGGCAUAAUGCAAGGACUAUUCGAGUUUUUCCCCAGCAUAGCGCGAUUUCUCGGACCAGUUGCUUCUUCGUAA
Messenger RNA from Thelazia callipaeda (thelaziosis nematode), 876 nucleotides. The record is from the annotation of a GenBank genome assembly. Lineage: Eukaryota; Metazoa; Nematoda; Chromadorea; Rhabditida; Thelaziidae.